Molecule: messenger RNA, 1272 nt
Organism: Geodia barretti
Lineage: Eukaryota; Metazoa; Porifera; Demospongiae; Tetractinellida; Geodiidae
Source: the annotation of a GenBank genome assembly
UUGACUGUUCAGAAAACCAAAGGCGACGUGAAAGACCUUUCCCUGGCCGGGGCCGGCGUGGACCGGAUCCGCUGGGCCGCGCGUGAAAUGCCGGUCGUAAACAUGAUCACGGAGCGGUUCCAGCAGGAGCAGCCCCUGGCCGGCAUUCGGAUGGCCGCGUGUCUCCACGUCACCACCGAGACCGCCAACCUCGCCAUCGCGCUGAAGGCCGGCGGCGCCGAUCUGGUCGUGUGCGCCAGCAACCCGCUGAGCACCCAGGACGAGACCGCCGCCGCGCUGGUGCAGGAGUAUGGCAUCCCCACCUACGCCAUCAAGGGCGAGGACAACGCGACCUACUACCAGCACAUCAACGCGGUGCUCGACUAUGCCCCCAUGGUCACCAUGGACGACGGGGCUGACCUGGUGGGCAUCCUCCACAAGGAGCGCAGCGACCUGCUGGCCAACGUCAUCGCCGGCACUGAGGAGACCACCACCGGCGUGGUUCGCCUCACCGCCAUGGCGGCCGAUGGGCAGCUGAAAUACCCCAUCAUCGCCGUGAACGAGGCCGAGACCAAGCACUUCUUCGACAACCGCUACGGCACCGGCCAGAGCACUCUGGACGGCAUCACCCGCGCCACCAACAUCCUUUGGGCCGGCCGGCGCGUGGUGGUCGGCGGCUACGGCUGGUGCGGUCGCGGCGUCGCCUCCCGCGCCCGCGGCAUGGGCGCCCACGUCAUCGUGACCGAGAUCAACCCCGUGCGCGCCCUGGAGGCGGUCAUGGACGGUUUCCAGGUUAUGACCGGCCUCGAGGCCGCGAAGCAGGGCGAGGUGUUCAUCACGGUGUCCGGCGGCUGGCACGUCAUCGGCAAGGAACACCUCGCGGUCAUGGCCGACGGCGCCAUCGUCGCCAACAGCGGCCACUUCAACGUGGAGAUCGACAUCCCGGCGCUGGAAGCCAUGGCGGUCAGCCACCGGGAGGUCCGGCCCUUCGUCGAGGAAUUCCAGAUCGCCGACGGGCGGCGCAUCUACCUGCUGGGCGAAGGUCGCCUCAUCAACCUGGCCGCCGCCGAGGGACACCCCUCCGCCGUCAUGGACAUGAGCUUCGCCAACCAGGCCCUCAGCGCCGAGUACCUGGUCAAGAACUACACCAGCCUGGGCAACGGCGUGCACGUGGUGCCCCGGGAAAUCGACGCCGAGGUCGGCCGCCUCAAGCUGGAGUCCAUGGGUAUCACCAUCGACACCCUAACGGCGGAACAGACCGCCUACAACGAAAGUUGGGAAGAGGGGACCUAA